CAGCCAGACGAGCAGUCCUUUACUCUAGCGAGAGCAACCGCAGUUACUGAGAAGCCAUUGCUCGUUGCACUCUGGCUGCCGUGCUUGUGCAGCGCUUUCUAAAGAACUCGAAAAGGGGACAUCCGAUCCCUUGCUGAGCCACCAGACUGGCGGCGUCGACAGAAGAAUCGACUCCGAGACGUCGGAUCGAUGCCAUGGAGGCGGGUAGGAAUUCGCGGAUCAAAACUCAUCAUGACCUACUCCACAGCAGAGAUUUCCAAUGCUGCUGCUGCGUUCAUGUUCGCACAGGAACCAUCGCUUCCGGACUGUUCCAUGUCAUGAUGCAGAUGGCCGCUGUGGCCAUCCUGGCCACAGCAAUCCUCAACCCGGACGCUCUGAUCCCACCGAAGACAGCGGUGGUGCAGACGAGCAUGGAUCUGGAUCAAAACUACAUGGAAAUCCAUCGGGAUACCAUAAUUGAGAUAUCGAAGGUGGUCAUGGCUCCGAAGAAGAAUCUCGUCUCGUCGUUGUUGUUGAACAUCCUCUUCGGAUUCAUCGCCAUGCUCGUUGUAUAUGGAGCCUUUUGGGGACAGCCACCGUAUAUUCUCCCGUUUUUCGCGUAUCUUUGCUUCGAUUUCGCUAUCGCAAUGCUCGAUCUGAUCGGCAGCUUCGCUGAACACCACACUUCCCCGCACAGCCGAGAGCCUCCUCUGCACGGUUUCCAUCUCAUGAUGGCGGUGAUCUUCAAGGCUUACCUGCUAAACAUGGUUUGGUCGUGCUACAAAUACCUCCGACUCCGUCAAGAACUGUUGCGCAAUCCCCCGGUAGCAAUUUCGAACCAGCCUACCAUGGCGCAUCGUCCCGCGACCAUGGAGGCUAGCCAGUUGCUACCCGAUUACGAAGCUACGCAGAAGUAUCCGUACAACUUCUACACUGCACCGCCGCCGCCCUAUCAGAUGGCGACGCAGAUGCCGACCAUCGACCAGGUGCAAGCGCCACCGCCGUCAUAUGAUGACGUCGCAGGCACCUCUCGGCAGGUCGAUCUGCCUCCGGAGACCGAGGUACUCGAAGGAGCGGUUGGCGGUGCUGUAGGAGGACCCGUUGAUGUCCAAGGCUGUGGACAACCGUCAUACAGUGCGGUCAGAACGGAUGGGUCGAGUGGUCCGCGAGAGCCUCACCCAGCUUCGGAAUCGGCGGCGCAGAGUAGCGACAGAUCGAGAGAGGAUUAAUCCCGUGCGUGCUGUUUCGAAAUUUCUCCUAGGGGCUCGGUUAUGGCGAUCGUGGAAUCAGCGAAAGCAAUCUUGAGUGAAUCAGAAUUCUCUAACGGGAACGUUCACUUGCUCACCCGUCAAUUUUCUAAAUCCUCUGGAUGUCGGUAUGCUUCUGUUUGAUCGCGUCGGUCGGCCAGCUGUGAUAGGAUCAGCGGUUUUUUAUGCGAACAGCGAGAGUGUUCACUCCUGUGUCUUAUCGUUUUCGUCCCUCACUUGCGUUCUUUUGGUGUUCCUUGAUCUUACAAUCAAUGCUUCAGGCUCUCAGAGAAUUGUACACAUGCAUUCAGAUCCGAGUCUCUGUCCUCGCGUAAUGAACACGUUAGAAUCUCGCUUGUUCCACGCUGGAAAAUGUUGCCGUUCAUAAUUACCUACUGUUAAGAUGUACGUGGUUGAAUCAACGCGGAAGAAGCCCGACGAUGCUGAAAGACGGCAAGUCGACGAGAUCGCGCUCCAGAGCCUCGCGAGCCGAGGUCCGCGCUCCAAUGACCCCUGGGUGGUUUCAAGAUAUGCGGUCACCCAGGAAUAAUGAGUCUGAUUCGAGAGAAAAAAAAUUGCGCCGCUUGCGAUCCCCAUCGCGGUUGAGAUACCAAAAGAAUCCAAUACUGCAGAGUCUGCGAACUGCACGCCUAAUUCUUGGAAAUUCCUCGGGGAAGGGAAAGGGGUGGGUCCCGUUCAAUCGGCUUUUGUCGAAGGCUACUUAUUCGAUGAGCAUAGGAGAGAAGAAAGAAAGAAAAAAGAGAAAAUCUCCGAUUUCGAAUAAAAUAUUUUGUUUGUACCUA
Molecule: messenger RNA, 2029 nt
Organism: Galendromus occidentalis (western predatory mite)
Lineage: Eukaryota; Metazoa; Arthropoda; Arachnida; Mesostigmata; Phytoseiidae
Product: lysosomal-associated transmembrane protein 4A
Exons: 2
Coding region: 195-1208 (337 amino acids)
Cellular component (GO): lysosomal membrane
Source: RefSeq, a predicted model, not a curated record